Molecule: messenger RNA, 1342 nt
Organism: Dermatophagoides farinae (American house dust mite)
Lineage: Eukaryota; Metazoa; Arthropoda; Arachnida; Sarcoptiformes; Pyroglyphidae
Product: 4-formylbenzenesulfonate dehydrogenase TsaC1/TsaC2
Molecular function (GO): oxidoreductase activity
Source: RefSeq, a predicted model, not a curated record
UAUCAUCAUCAUCUCAUAUGUUUAUAUUGUAAAAAUCAAUAAUAAUCUUUGUCACCAGAUUUUCUAUCUAUCAUUGUGUGUGUGUGUGUGUUUGUGUUUUGGCAUAAAUUUUUCUUUUGAUUCAACACCAUUCAUUCUACAAUAAUCUUUAUUUUCAACAAUAUCGAUAUAUUGAUCGGGUAAGUUGUAGUUGUUAAUGUUUUCAUUUCAUUUGAUUAUUUUAUUGAUUUAAUUUUUCUUCGUUUAUUUUGACAAUAUUUCAUUGUUGCUGUUGCUGAUGAUGAUGAAUACGAUUCCACAAUCAUUACGUUAUUCUUCAUUGUUGUUAUUAUUUAAAUAUCCAUGUAGAAAUUCUAUUAAUAAUCAAAUUUCAUUGGCUCAUUUUGGUUUGUUUUCCAGUAGUAGUAGUAGUAGUAGUAGAAGAAAUUUUAGCCAAAAAUCAACAAUGUCGAUUCGUUAUGAUUUCAAAGAUAAAGUUGUAUUGGUUACAGGUUCAAGUUCUGGUAUUGGUGAAGGAAUUGCCAUACAUUUAUCAUCACUUGGUGCUAAUAUAACAAUAACUGGACGUAAUGUUGAACGUUUAAAACGUGUUGGUGAACGUUGUAGACAAUCAUCAUUAUCAUCAUCAUCAUCUGCAAAAGUAUUGGAAAUAAUUGGUGAUGUUAGUAAAGAAGAAGAUGCAGCAAGAUUAUUGAAUAAAACUAUUGAAACAUUUGGUAAAUUAGAUGUUUUGGUUAAUAAUGCCGGUGCAUAUCAGAUUGCAUCAAUUUGGGAUGAUAAUUAUAUGCAAAAUUAUGAUAUGAUGUUCCAUAUAAAUGUACGUAGUGUGGUUCAUUUGACCAAAUUGGCUAUACCAUAUUUGGCUAAAACACAUGGUAAUAUUGUCAAUGUAUCAAGUGUUUCUGCACAAAAACCUGCGGCAAAUAAUACAUUGUAUGCAAUGUCUAAAGCGGCUAUCGAUAUGUUUACCAAAUCGAUGGCAUUAGAAUUGGGUCCUAAACAUAUUCGUUGUAAUGCUAUUAAUCCGGCUGCCAUUCGUACACCGAUAUUCAAUAAAGUAAAAAAUAGUGAUCUAAACACUGAUCGUAUGGCUGAAGCGGCUGCAUUAUCCUAUCCAGUUGGACGUAUUGGUGAACCAUUAGAUUGUGCUAAUGCUGUUGCAUAUUUAGCAUCUGAUGCGGCUAGUUUUAUUAAUGGUGUCUGUUUAUUGGUCGAUGGUGGUUCAGUGAAUUCAGCAUUGAUAAUGCCAGAAGGAGAUUCAAAAAAAUAAUUUGACCAUUCAUCUAUUCAUCUACUGAAGAAGAAGAAGAAGAACAGUCAAUUUGACCAAAUAAAAGAAAAA